Molecule: messenger RNA, 607 nt
Organism: Achroia grisella
Lineage: Eukaryota; Metazoa; Arthropoda; Insecta; Lepidoptera; Pyralidae
Product: protein anon-73B1
Exons: 2
Coding region: 230-478 (82 amino acids)
Cellular component (GO): membrane
Source: RefSeq, a predicted model, not a curated record
UAUUGUAAAACACGAAGUAUCGAAUAGAAUACAAAAUAUUUUGUGAUUAUAUUUUAGAAUACACUAACAUGACUAUUAGUUACAAGUUACAGCAUUAAAAUACACAUUAUUGAAUGAAUUAACGUGAAUAUAUAUAUAUCUUAAAGAACAAUAAAUAAUAGUGUAUCUAUCGAUCGGCAACCGGUUAAGUUCUAUUCAGUGGAAUAUCGAUUCGCGCAAAGAAACGAUCAUGAUUCCUAACGAAAUUUUCGCUGAGGAUUUAAUGAGUACAGUGAUUCGAUAUGGCUUGUACAUCGGUGCGGCGUUUCAAGUAGUGUGUUUGCUGGCUUGUGUUACUUUAACAGACGAGCAUAGCGAGCCACAUCCAUACGAAAAGACAUACACUGAUAGUGAUGAGUGCAGCUCUGAACAGUCAUCACCAGGUCACCGAGCAACUAUGUCGCGUACUCGUCGCCACGAUAAGAAGAAAAGACGUUAGCUGAGAUGGAGAACAUGGAGAUGAGAACAUAACUAAUACUCACAACAUUUCAGAAAACAGAUCUUAUGUAUAUAAAUUUUUAGGUCUAGUUUCAAAUGUCAUUGCUUAUACAUAAAAUAAUGUAUGGUU